GUGUGAAAUCCGGAGCAAGAGGUUGCGCAGACCCCAUGCUGUAUCCACCAGCGCGCAGUUUAGGGCGUAACAUCAAUGCUCCUACACGACUAUAUAGGUCUACGUUCGUCGUAGGCAGAUCGGGAUCCGCGGGAGCUAGCAGGGCUUGAACCGACUAGGGAUCUCUCGUCAGCAAUGGCUCGGGAGGCCUAUGAGCGCAGUCCUUCAGGGUCGUGGGAUGCAGAUGAGGAUGACAGUGAUAGCGACUUCCCCGUUGGCGGCAUCUUUCCUGAUAACGGGCUCAUCUCCACCGCAUUACUGGCUAACUCGCUUCGUGCGCACGACUUGCGGGCAUCACUGGAAGCCCUGGCUAAACUAACCAAUGAUCCGGCGAUGGAUUUCGCCUCCCCGGACCUGCUUCCGCCGGGUUGGGAUGCUGCAAAGGAGUUUGUUGGAUACGUGCUACAAAACGCGUUCGACAAGUUUUACCGCGUCGAUGCGUUCCUGCGAGCACACCAGGACUACCCUGAACAGCUCUUCGCGUGCAUGUACUACCUCUGCUACGCAUGUAGCGGCUUAACAUCCAUCGUCGCAGAAUCAUCGCACAUCUUUGGCGAUGCGCAUGACCAUGAGUUGCAGAUGUUGCUUGCAAACACAUUCAACAUCCUCGACAUCCGUGCGGGCAUCUACACUUUGCUCUGCACGCGCCAGCUACCCGACCUAGAGCAACUCAUAGAGCGCACGCGGACGCACCUGCAGCCGCGGGCGCAGUGGCAGGUCAGCAGCGGCGAGUCAGAUGAUGAUGUGGGCUCCGCCGAUGAUGCGGAGCAGGAGGGCGUGGGCGUCAUCCACCUGGGCUCUGCGGACCGCCACCAGCCCUGGCGAGCCUUUCUGGUGCAGCUGCUGCAGGCGCUGGGCUUCCUGGAUAGUGCCGCCAAGAUCAUGCAGUCCCCGCGGCCCCACUCGCUGCAGCUCUACUGCUCGCUGCUGCAGACGGUAUUCCUGGUCCUGCGGCUGCUCCGUACGGUGGCCCGCCAGCCCCCACCCGAGCAGCGACUGGCGCAGCUGGAGCAGGGCUUCUCCUCGCUGCUGCGGUGGCUGUGCGAGGAGGUGCUGGCGGACCCGGAGCGCCUCUUCGCGCCGGGGCGGGGGGGGGGGGCGGGAGCGGGGGCGGGGUUGGCAGUGGCUGGCACCCCUGCUGCAGAACUGCACGGAGCUGGCGGAGGAGAUGGAGUGCUGCAAUGAGCAGCUGACGCUGCUGUACCGCGGGGUGGUGUGCGAGCUGUUGCGCUCCUCCAGCUUCUCGCGGCUGCUGGCGGCGGUGCAGGAGUGCCGCAACCUGCUGGAGUACUCGCGGAGGCGGGGGGGAGGGG
Astrephomene gubernaculifera is the source of this 1352-nucleotide messenger RNA. The record is from the annotation of a GenBank genome assembly. NCBI's taxonomy places the organism in Eukaryota, Viridiplantae, Chlorophyta, Chlorophyceae, Chlamydomonadales, Astrephomenaceae.